Molecule: messenger RNA, 363 nt
Organism: Oikopleura dioica
Lineage: Eukaryota; Metazoa; Chordata; Appendicularia; Copelata; Oikopleuridae
Source: the annotation of a GenBank genome assembly
AUGACGAAGAAAAAAGGGAAGCGGGGCUUCAACGGUGCGAAACUCCACCACUUCAAACAUAUCGCAUCCCUUCUCCAAGCGGCUUCAGUCGAGGGCGUUCCCGCCGCCUUCCAGCACAAAUGGCAACACACGGCGAAGAAGGUCUCGGACAAAGUCGUCGUCCGACUGCACAAGAGCUACAAGCGCCGCUACUGCCAGCGCUGCUGGUCCUCGCACGACAAAACAGCGACGAUAGAAAAGAAUAAGAGCGGAAACUUCAACGAACUCAAAUGCGAAAAAUGUUUUUUUACGAAACGACUUGUUAGAACAGAUAAAGCUGCCAGUAACGCUGUGAAAAAUAAUAAAGAAGAAAAUCAAUCUUAA